AUGCCGACUCUACGCCAACGUGCCUCUUCGGCCUCAGCAGAAACCCGAGAUCUCUGGCCCUCCAUAUCCGCAACCCUCGGCCAAUCCUACAGCAUUUACUACCAAUCCACCGACUCCCUCCCCUACCCAGGUCCUUACAGCGCCGCCCAAGCCUGGCCGCGAAUAGCAGUAGUAGCCUCCUCAGACCCCGUGGAUGUAGCAUUAAGCAUGCAAAGCUCCGACCGUCUUGGCUGUCCCGAACACGUUGCCGUUCUAAAUACCGCUAAUGAAAAGACACCGGGCGGAUUAUGGCAAGGUGCUGUAUUCGCACCGGAAGAAGCAUUAGCAAGACGGAGUAAUCUUGUUACAGCGUUAAUGACAAGUGAUGACGGUGGUUCUGCACCGCAUCAUUACCCGUUACCUGAAAGAGGGGGGUUGUUUAGUCCCAGAGUUACGGUUAUAAGAGGUGGUCCUGAACAGAAUUAUGCAUUAUGGGCUGAUUCGGAUUGGAGGUCUGUAGCGGUAAUUUCGGUUUCACCGGUUCGUAGGCCAAAGUUGGAUGAAAGUGGGGCUUCUUAUAGCUUUCCUCAGGAAAGAGAGCUACAGAGAGAGAAGAUGAGAGCAGUAUUGAGAAUGGCAGCUUAUCAAGGGAUCUCGGAUAUCUGUUUAAGUCCCUUUGGAUGUGGGAGUUAUAAGAACCCCGUUGAGGAAGUAUGUCAGAUUUGGAAGGAGUUGUUGUUGGGAAGAGGUAGUGAAUUUGAAGGAUGGUUUAGGAACGUAUUGUUUGCAGUGGCUGAUGGGAAAGGGGAGAGGAACUGGGAGGUUUUUAUGAGAUACUUCGGAUGA
Messenger RNA from Orbilia oligospora ATCC 24927, 825 nucleotides. RefSeq lists its product as uncharacterized. NCBI's taxonomy places the organism in Eukaryota, Fungi, Ascomycota, Orbiliomycetes, Orbiliales, Orbiliaceae. The coding region runs from base 1 to 825 and encodes 274 amino acids. The transcript has a single exon. The record is from RefSeq and is a predicted model, not a curated record.